CGAACAAACGUACAUAAGGCCUGACAUUUUUUGUAAGUUGGAAGACACACCUUGGCUGAAACACAUCGGCUGAAACACAAGCACAAAAUGCACUGCAGCUAACAGUUUGUUUCUCCUUGCUCGCAAAACCCUAUCCUCUUUUUUUUUUUUGGAAGAGAAACCCUAUCCUCUUAUAUACACAUAAUAGUAAGAAUUCAAGAAUGGAGGUUUCGGAUUCUGCCCGGCUACUCAAUAAUGCUGAUAAACUAAUCGAUUGCGUUGAGACCUUCAUAUUUGACUGUGAUGGAGUUUUAUGGAAGGGAGAAAAAUUAAUAGAUGGAGUUCCCGAAACUCUUGAUAUGCUCAGGGCAAAGGGAAAGAGGUUAGUUUUUGUUACCAACAAUUCAACAAAAUCUAGGAAACAAUAUGGAGAAAAGUUCAAGGCACUUGGUCUUCAUGUCACCGAGGAAGAGAUAUUUGCAUCAUCAUUUUCUGCUGCUGCUUACUUAAAGUCUAUUGAUUUCCCCAAAGAUAAGAAGGUUUACGUAAUUGGUGAGGAAGGAAUACUGGAAGAGAUCGAGUUAGCUGGGUUCCAGUAUCUUGGGGGGCCGGCUGAUGGUGGGAAAAAGAUAGAACUAAAGCCUGGAUUUGUAAUGGAGCAUGAUGAGAAUGUUGGGGCCGUUGUUGUUGGAUUUGAUCGUAAUUUCAAUUACUUCAAAGUCCAGUAUGGAACUUUGUGUAUACGUAAAAAUCCAGGGUGUCUAUUCAUUGCAACGAACCGCGAUGCUGUCACUCAUCUAACAGAUGCUCAAGAAUGGGCAGGUGGCGGUUCAAUGGUUGGUGCCCUAGUUGGAUCUACACAAUGUGAACCACUUGUUGUAGGGAAGCCUUCAUCUUUCAUGAUGGACUACUUAUCAAACAAGUUCAAGAUUGAGAAAUCCCAGAUAUGCGUGGUGGGGGACAGACUUGAUACCGAUAUACUUUUCGGGAAAAACGGUGGUUGCAAAACUCUUCUUGUUCUCUCAGGUGUGACAAGUUUAUCGAUGCUGCAAGAUCCCAAAAAUGCAAUACAACCGGACUUUUACACAAACAGUGUCUCUGAUCUACUUUCUGUGUGACCUGCGGCGGUGCUGUACGUUGGAGGUAGAAUUCGGAUGGAGUAAUUAGACCAUCGUGCGGUUAAAAAAGAGUAACUUCACUUUAUUACACUCACAGGAAGUACUUUUUAUUUAUUUCAUCUCCUAGUCAUAUGUGUGCCGAAUGGUUUGCCUCAUAAAGUACGAUUGUUCGAGCAUAAUCAUCAACAAAAGUUUACUUUUUUAAAGAUUUCAUAUAGAGAAAGGGCAAGUGACGGGUUGAAUCUUUUCGAUUUGAAAUGAUAUUUUAAUCGAGCUCGGCUAUCUACAUUCAUAAACGUGACUGGAGUAACUGAUAAAUUACAGAUUCGAUGAUGAUUGAUUUUAGCGUUUGCAAUGCACAACCAGAUGAAGGUGUGUGAAUGGAGAUGAAGUGAAAACAUUAUUUAUUUUCGAAUGUCUCAGCCUGUAAAAAUGCAGGCAGAUUUUAGAUAUUUAAAGUGCUUUGAUCUGGACAUACUGAAAGUGUAUGUUAAGAAAGGGUGACAACCCUCCAUUAUCUGAAAAUGACAAUUUAA
This is a messenger RNA of Cuscuta europaea, 1633 nucleotides long. Lineage: Eukaryota; Viridiplantae; Streptophyta; Magnoliopsida; Solanales; Convolvulaceae. The record is from the annotation of a GenBank genome assembly.